UAAAGGGGAACAGCAGCCAGGAAGCAUUAAAGUGCAUGAUACAAAUUAGACAAAGAAAAUUUCACAUCCAUGGCUUCUUGCAGUAGUCAAAAAUUCCAGGAUGUUUACAAAGUCAGGACAGUGAUUCAGGAAUGCUUCAAUUAUUGUUGUACAUUAUUAAUACUGUUCCCGGGCAAGAUUUGUGGUUCUCUGGUCAGCAAGUUCUGGCAAUGAACUCACUGCCGCUGGUGCAAAGAAUUCUGGGAUGUCUGACAGUGAAAUGGAUGGAAGGACUCACAUUCCAUCUCUACUUAAUGCCCUUUUGUCCAGAAAUCGGGUCAUGCAGAUGAGCUAUUUGAAAAGUAAAGAACAAGGCUAUGGAAAGCUAAGCAGUGAUGAAGACCUCGAAAUAAUUGUUGAUCAGAAGCAGGGAAAAGGCUCUAGGGCUGCAGAUAAGGCUGUUGCCAUGGUGAUGAAGGAGAUACCGAGGGAGGAGUCUGCAGAAGAAAAGCCCCUCCUUACUGUGACAUCACAGCUGGUGAACGAACAGCAAGAAAGCAGACCUCUCCUGAGCCCCUCCAUCGAUGACUUCCUCUGUGAAACCAAAUCUGAAGCCAUUGCAAAGCCAGUAACGUCCAACACAGCCGUGUUGACCACUGGCCUGGAUCUUCUUGACCUGAGUGAACCUGUCUCUCAAACCCAAACCAAAGCCAAGAAAUCUGAGUCCUCAUCAAAGAGCUCGUCCCUCAAGAAGAAAGCUGAUGGCUCUGACCUCAUCAGUGCAGACACUGAGCAGAGAGCCCAGGCUCUCCGAGGGCCAGAGACGUCAUCCUUAGAUUUAGACAUUCAAACACAGCUGGAAAAAUGGGAUGAUGUCAAGUUUCACAGUGACCGGACAAGCAAGGGGCAUCUCAUGGCAGAGAGGAAGUUAUGCUCGUCUAGAACCGGAUCCAAGGAGCUCCUGUGGUCCUCAGAACACAGGUCUCAGCCAGAACUGAGUGCUGGGAAAAGUGCCCUCAACUCCGAGUCGACUUCCGAAUUGGAACUCGUGACUCCGGCACAGGCUCGGCUGACCAAAGAGCAUCGCUGGGGGAGUGCUCUGCUCUCCAGGAACCAUUCCUUGGAGGAGGAGUUUGAAAGAGCAAAAGCAGCCGUGGAGUCAGAUACGGAGUUCUGGGAUAAGAUGCAGGCAGAAUGGGAAGAGAUGGCCCGGAGAAACUGGAUAUCUGAGAACCAGGAGGCUCAGAACCAAGUCACCGUCUCAGCCAGUGAGAAGGGAUAUUACUUUCACACUGAAAAUCCCUUCAAGGACUGGCCUGGAGCAUUUGAAGAAGGCUUGAAAAGGCUGAAGGAAGGGGACCUUCCUGUCACCAUCCUGUUCAUGGAAGCAGCAAUUCUUCAGGACCCUGGAGACGCUGAGGCAUGGCAGUUUCUUGGUAUCACCCAGGCAGAGAAUGAAAACGAACAAGCAGCCAUUGUCGCCCUCCAGAGGUGCCUGGAGUUGCAGCCCAACAACCUGAAAGCUCUGAUGGCCUUGGCUGUGAGUUACACCAACACUGGCCAUCAGCAGGACGCCUGUGAGGCGCUGAAGAACUGGAUCAGGCAGAACCCAAAGUACAAGCACCUUGUGAAGAACAAGAAAGGCUCUCCAGGCCUCAGCCGGCGGAUGUCUAAGUCCCCAGUAGACAGCUCUGUUCUGGAAGGAGUGAAGGAAUUAUACCUGGAAGCUGCCCACCAAAAUGGUGAUAUGAUUGACCCAGACCUGCAGACGGGGCUGGGAGUUCUAUUCCACUUGAGUGCGGAAUUCAACAGGGCAAUCGAUGCAUUUAAUGCUGCCUUAACGGUUCGGCCAGAGGAUUACUCCUUGUGGAACCGUCUUGGGGCAACCUUGGCAAACGGAGACCGCAGUGAAGAAGCUGUGGAGGCCUACACGAGAGCACUGGAGAUCCAGCCAGGUUUCAUCCGGUCCAGAUACAACCUGGGGAUCAGCUGCAUCAAUCUGGGCGCCUACAGAGAAGCGGUCAGCAAUUUUCUCACUGCCCUCAGUUUGCAAAGGAAGAGCAGGAACCAGCAGCAAGUCCCUCACCCAGCCAUCUCGGGGAACAUCUGGGCCGCCCUCCGGAUCGCACUGUCACUGAUGGACCAGCCAGAACUCUUCCAGGCAGCCAACCUUGGGGACCUGGAUGUCCUCCUGAGAGCUUUCAACUUGGAUCCUUGAAGGAAAAGGAAAAAAAUAAAUAAAGAUAAUAACCCCUCAUCUGUGUUAUUAUACUGAAAAGGGACGAAACUAUUUUAUUAUGAAUUUCCAAAAAAACAAUUUUUUAAAGGAUAAAGCAGAGAAUCAAAGGCCAUGGUCAUACAACCCAGGGGAACUGAUUCCUACAGACAAUGCCCAGUCUCUGUUCAGACCCAAAAGCACAAAGUCGGGUUCAAGAGAAGAACGGAGAUUCUCAGGACGAAUCAAGGUAACUGUGUGUACUCUCCCUGGUUGCAAGUGGACUUUGAGUUAUACCAUUCGUGUCACAGCUGGCGGCACAUCUGAGGAAUGUUCAUCGGGCAAUUUGUCCGCAGUUGAUGAACUCAGGCUCUCUCUAAGUGGUCUCCCCCUUUUGCGAGACUGAACAUAGCUUGGAUCCUUGGCACAUGCACACAUACAUCCUGACUAAAGGCAGGCACUGCUGCCCCCUUCCUCCCAGUUUAACUUUUACC
Acomys russatus (golden spiny mouse) is the source of this 2688-nucleotide messenger RNA. It is a transcript of the gene Pex5l, whose product is annotated as peroxisomal biogenesis factor 5 like. Gene Ontology annotation, cellular component: peroxisomal membrane; cytosol. The transcript has 15 exons. Gene Ontology annotation, biological process: protein import into peroxisome matrix, docking. Lineage: Eukaryota; Metazoa; Chordata; Mammalia; Rodentia; Muridae. The coding region runs from base 245 to 2197 and encodes 650 amino acids. The record is from RefSeq and is a predicted model, not a curated record. Gene Ontology annotation, molecular function: protein binding.